Drosophila santomea is the source of this 3835-nucleotide messenger RNA. RefSeq names its product atypical protein kinase C (gene aPKC). Gene Ontology annotation, biological process: protein phosphorylation; establishment or maintenance of cell polarity. Bases 281 to 3184 code for a protein of 967 amino acids. The transcript has 11 exons. The record is from RefSeq and is a predicted model, not a curated record. NCBI's taxonomy places the organism in Eukaryota, Metazoa, Arthropoda, Insecta, Diptera, Drosophilidae. Gene Ontology annotation, molecular function: protein binding; ATP binding; protein serine/threonine kinase activity.
CUUACAAACAAAUACAUAAUUAUAGAUAUAUAUAUACAUAUAUAUAUGUAUACAAAUAUACAUGGUUUUGCACAGCUAAACGACAAAUUGAGUUUCUGCGGUGUGAAUUAACAAAAGAAAGCGCAAAAGUUGGAGUUAAACAAGUCCAGUGCAAACGAACUUAAGAAAUAGUAAAAAUCAAAUUCGAGCAAAAUCAAAACCAAACGAAGCGAAAGCUUAGUGAACUGAAACUCCAUAAACGCGACGCGAAGUGAAAAAUAAAAAAUUCAAGUAAACCAACAUGGCCUGGGGCUAUUGGUCCGCCACGACUGUGGAUCGCGGACGAUCGCCGCGCCGCCUGACCCAAUGUGCUCCGCUUCCGGUCAACAUAGUGCAGCAGGAGGAGGAGGAGGAGCAGCCCUGCCUGCCGCAACAGCAGCAGCAGCAGCAAGCGCAGCAGCAACAGCAAUCGCAGACCUGCCCCAGCACACCAUCGGCCAAUCAGCAGGGCAGUGGCAACUUGUGCUACAGCCCCACCUGUCGGUCCCGCUGCUCGAGUCCUUGUCCAGGAUCGCCGUGCGGCUCCAUCACGCCGCCACCUCCGCCGAUGCUCACGUCCUCGCAGCAGCACCUGCACUCCAAUAAAAAUUGCCCGGCUGCCCAGCAACUGAUGACUCACCUGGAUUACGCCGCUCGGAGACAAUCGCUCGACCAGCUGGACAGUCCACAGUCCAAGUACUUUGACAUUCAGGCCAACCAGCUGUCGGACAUCAUGUGCCGCGGUGCGGUGGUCAGUUCCAUUCAGUCGGCGAACAACACGCUGACCCGUGGCGUAUCGAUGCACAGCCGGAGUGGCAGUGCCCACGGGAGUCACCAUGGCAGCCACCACAGUCACAGUCAUCAUGGCAGUGCCCACGGAUCGCUUGGCUGUUUGCAGGGCGGCGUGGGAGUGGGCGUGGGCGUGGGCGUGGGCACAGGGAGUACGGGCAGCAUUGGCAUGAUGUCGGCGGGACACAUCGACACCGGUGACUACGAUGUGCCGCAUCCGCAUCCGUAUACGCAUCAUUAUAUGCAGACGACGGCUUCGGUGACCCCGCCACAUACGUCGCUCAGUCGUCCGGGAUCGGCGGGCGCCGUGUGCCAGGGUCACGACUCUGGAUCGGAUUCCAGUCAGGGCUGCGGCGGAUCCAUCAUGGGCGGCAUGCUUGUCAUGGGUCAUCCGGGGCACAUGGGCAGCCUGGGUCAUCACAGCGCCGGCAGCGGAUCGCUGGGCAGGUGCUCGAGCAGGUGUCACAACACGAACACCACCACGACGGAUGACUCAGGCGGUGGCAGCAGCGGCGGCGGCGGCGGAGGAGGAGUGCCGGGCACCAUGAGCAGUGCCUCCAUGGCGGUGGGAAUGCCGGGCAUGCUGAUGGACUACCAUCACAGUCACCACAGUGGCAGUGCCGGCAGUGGCCUAAACGGAUGCGGCGGCGGUAGCAUCGCUGGUGGCAGCAUCGGGGGAAGGAGCAGUGUGAUGGGCACGAUCCAUAAUGGACAUGGCCAUCAUCAUCAGCAGUAUCACCACGAGUGCAUCCACUACGAGCGGCUGCCCAUUCCCGUGCCCAUACCCACUGUCCCCAUGGGCGUGGCACCGCCCUCGCAGCAGAUGUCACAGCACCAGCUCCAAUCGGAGGAGGAGAUCGAGCCGGCCUAUGCGACAGUAUUCCCCAAUGUUCCUCAAGCGCCGGGAUUGUCCUGCGAUGGCGAAGAUCGCAGCAUCUAUCGACGCGGUGCUAGACGCUGGCGCAAGUUGUAUCGCGUCAAUGGACACAUCUUCCAGGCCAAGCGUUUCAACCGGCGUGCUUUCUGUGCCUACUGCCAGGAUCGAAUCUGGGGACUGGGCCGUCAGGGUUUCAAGUGCAUCCAGUGCAAGCUGUUGGUGCACAAGAAGUGCCAUAAGCUGGUGCAGAAGCACUGCACCGACCAGCCGGAGCCGCUGGUCAAGGAGCGGGCGGAGGAGUCCAGUGACCCGAUGCCGGUGCCCUUGCCGCCGCUUCCCUACGAGGCGAUGGGCGGCGGAGCCGAUGCCUGCGAGUCGCACGACCAUGCGCACAUAGUGGCGCCACCGCCACCGGAAGAUCCAUUGGAGCCGGGCACACAGCGCCAGUAUUCGCUGAACGACUUCGAGCUGAUACGGGUCAUAGGACGCGGCAGCUAUGCCAAGGUGCUGAUGGUGGAGCUACGACGCACACGACGCAUCUACGCCAUGAAGGUGAUCAAGAAGGCGCUGGUCACCGACGACGAGGACAUCGACUGGGUGCAAACGGAGAAGCAUGUGUUCGAGACGGCCUCGAACCACCCGUUCCUGGUGGGGCUGCACUCGUGCUUCCAGACGCCCUCGCGGCUCUUCUUCGUCAUCGAGUUUGUGCGCGGUGGCGAUCUGAUGUACCACAUGCAGCGGCAACGGCGGCUGCCCGAGGAGCACGCCCGUUUCUAUGCAGCCGAGAUUAGUCUGGCGCUGAACUUCCUCCACGAGAAGGGCAUCAUUUAUCGCGAUCUGAAGCUGGACAAUGUGCUGCUGGAUCACGAGGGCCACAUCAAGCUAACGGAUUACGGCAUGUGCAAGGAGGGCAUUCGAUCUGGGGACACCACCUCCACGUUUUGCGGCACACCCAACUACAUUGCCCCUGAGAUCCUGCGGGGCGAGGACUACGGUUUCUCGGUGGACUGGUGGGCACUUGGCGUCUUGCUCUACGAGAUGUUGGCCGGGCGUAGUCCGUUUGAUCUGGCAGGAGCCUCUGAGAAUCCCGAUCAGAACACUGAGGACUAUCUGUUUCAAGUGAUCCUGGAGAAGACCAUUCGUAUACCCCGCUCACUGAGCGUUCGUGCGGCCUCUGUCUUAAAAGGUUUCCUCAACAAGAAUCCCGCUGACCGUUUGGGCUGCCAUCGGGAGUCCGCGUUCAUGGAUAUCGUCAGCCAUCCCUUCUUUAAGAAUAUGGAUUGGGAAUUGAUAGCUCAAAAGGAGGUGCAACCGCCUUAUAUACCCAACAUAGACACGGGAGAUCCGUAUGUGACAAGCAACUUUGAUGUGCAAUUUACCCAAGAACCGGCUGUACUAACGCCAGAUGAUCCUCAUGUCAUUGACAAUAUCGAUCAAUCCGAGUUCGAGGGCUUUGAGUAUGUGAACCCCUUGCUGAUGUCUCUGGAGGAUUGCGUCUGACACCACGAAAUGUGCGACUUACAUCCGUAUAACAUGCGGCUCUAUGGCGAGGAUUCCAGUGAUUACGAUUCCGUGGCUGACGAUUUGAGUCUCCUGCAUUUGAACAGCGCAGCGGGAGCUGGUGGAUCAGUUAGCAGCAAUAACAAUCUCAGCCAGCAGCAACAUUAUCGCCAGCAACAGCAGCAAUAUCAACCCCAUUCAGCAUACUCACAACAGCAACAGCAGCAACAUCAGCAGCUGCAGCAACUUCAGCAGCAUCAACAGCAGCAGCAGCAGCAGCAACAACUUCAUCAUAAUGCACAUGUUUUGCCUUCCAUUGAACUAAUUAAAAUAACGAAUUAGAUAAAACCACAAGCAACAACAAUGAGCCACACAGCAGCAACAAAUAGAAGAGCAACUAUGAAAAUUAAAACGAUUCCAAAAAUAUAAAUUUCAUAAUAUACAAUCUAUAUAAUCCUUUCUCAACAACAGACACAACUUUCAAAAGCAAAGUAUAUUUAUUAUAUAAAAUGCAAAAGCAAAACAAAACAAAAUGAAACAAAAACUGUCACAAGUUGCAAGUAUUACACUAAACGAUUACUUUACUAUUUAAGCACCUAGGCAGACAGGCAAACUUUAUGCAAGCAAAGGAUAAACCAUUUCAUAACUCAA